Molecule: messenger RNA, 2133 nt
Organism: Glycine soja
Lineage: Eukaryota; Viridiplantae; Streptophyta; Magnoliopsida; Fabales; Fabaceae
Product: amino-acid permease BAT1 homolog
Exons: 8
Coding region: 190-1782 (530 amino acids)
Biological process (GO): transmembrane transport; gamma-aminobutyric acid transport
Cellular component (GO): membrane
Molecular function (GO): L-lysine transmembrane transporter activity; L-glutamate transmembrane transporter activity; L-alanine transmembrane transporter activity
Source: RefSeq, a predicted model, not a curated record
AACGUAAGGGUAUCUUAGGAUGCAUUAAUAAUAUCUGAUUGUCUUGAGAGCUGGAGGUGGCAGCCAUGACCGACUUUGGCGUUGACAAAAGAAGUGGAGAAAACAGCUAGCAACAUAAUUCAUGUUGAGCUAACACUUGGCAAAAACCAACACGUACGCUUUACUUCUGUGUUUCUUUACUUGAAGAUCAUGGAUUCUGCAGCUACUGAAAACAUGAUAUCCCCAUCACAUGUGGUUGCAAUUACAAAUGGUGAUGCUUCUUCUUCACUUGAUUCUGGUCAUGCCCGUCUUCUUGAACUUGGUUACAAACAACAACUCAAGCGUGAUCUUUCAGCCAUUUCAAAUUUCUCCCUCUCGUUUUCCGUUUUAUCAGUGCUGACUGGUAUCACCACCCUAUACAACACUGGGUUGAACUACGGUGGCCCCGUUUCAAUGCAAUAUGGUUGGUUUAUAGCUUCUGGUUUCACCAUGCUUGUUGCACUCUCAAUGGCUGAAAUUUGUUCAUCUUAUCCAACUUCUGGGGGUCUCUAUUAUUGGAGUGCCAAACUUGCUGGCCCUACAUGGGCACCCUUUGCUUCCUGGAUUACUGGCUGGUUCAAUAUUAUUGGUCAGUGGGCAGGAUCAACAAGCGUAAAUUUUUCACUUGCACAACUAAUUCAGGUUAUCAUUCUCCUUAGCACUGGUGGCAAAAAUGGUGGUGGAUAUGAGGCAUCCAAAUAUGUAGUCAUUGCUUUUCAUGGGGGAAUAUUGUUCCUACUCGGUAUUAUUAACAGUCUUCCUAUCUCAGUGAUAUCAUUCUUAGGACAGCUGGGAGCUAUCUGGAAUGCUUUAGGCGUUUUUCUGCUUAUGAUUCUCAUUCCAUCUGUUGCAACCGAAAGGGCUAGUGUCAAGUUUGUUUUCACUCAUUUCAAUGAUAAAAAUGACAAUGGAAUCAACAGCAGACCAUACAUAUUUCUCUUGGGACUUCUAAUGAGUCAGUAUACCCUUAGUGGGUAUGAUGCUUCAGCUCAUUUGACAGAGGAAACAAAGGGUGCUGAUAGAAAUGGUCCAAAAGGAAUUAUCAGCUCUGUUGGGAUAUCUAUUAUAGUUGGAUGGGGUUACAUACUAGGCAUUGCCUUUGCAGUUACUGAUAUCCCUUACCUUUUGAGUGAAAGUAAUGAUGCUGGUGGGUAUGCCAUUGCUGAAAUAUUUUAUCUGGCUUUCAAGAGAAGAUAUGGCAACGGAAUUGGGGGUAUUAUUUGCUUGAUGAUUGUUGCUGUUUCCAUAUUUUUCUGUGGUAUGACUUUAGUCACUAGCAAUUCAAGGAUGGCUUAUGCAUUCUCUAGAGAUGGGGCAAUGCCGUUGUCAUCAUUAUGGCACAAAGUUAACAAGCAGGAGGUCCCUAUAUAUGCAGUUUGGCUUUCCGUUUUCAUAUCAUUUUGUAUGGCACUAACGUCUCUGGGAAGCAUAGUGGCAUUCGAAGCAAUGGUGUCUAUAGCGGUGAUUGUCCUGUAUAUUGCCUAUGCCCUACCAAUUAUCUUUAGGGUAACCUUGGCCCAAAAGCACUUUGUCCCUGGGCCUUUCAACUUGGGCCGUUACGGAAUCAUUAUUGGCUGGGUUUCAGUUCUCUGGGUGGUGUUCAUCUCCAUACUCUUCUCAUUGCCUGUUUCCUACCCAAUUACCAUUCAGACACUUAACUACACUCCUGUUGCCCUUGGAUGUUUGAUUAUUCUUGUUGUCUCCUACUGGAUACUCAGUGCUCGGCACUGGUUCAAAGGCCCUAUAACCAAUGUAAAACACUGAACUUUUGUGCAUGAUUUGGUGAAUUGAGGAGCCACAUGUUCGGUUUUUUUAACCAAUAGGAGUGCUUUUUUUUUAAAGAAAAAAUAUCAAAUGGAUACACAUUUUGAAUUAAUUCUCAAUCAAGAAUAUGUUGUCAGAAAACAAAUGCACAAAACUUCUACCUUCAGAAUGUGCUCCCAUUUUAUAAUUUUGAAAAAAAAAAUAGCCUCUAUUGGUAAAGAAAGCCCACAUGUUCAAUAUGACUGCUUUGUAAAACUUCAUUUGCAAAUUACUUUGUCUAUCAAAUGUUGGAUAUCCAUCUCUUAUAUUAUGUAUAAAUAUAUGAUGAAGCAACCCAGGCAAUUUGAGAUA